Acanthaster planci (crown-of-thorns starfish) is the source of this 5188-nucleotide messenger RNA. Its product is annotated as roundabout homolog 1-like. The record is from RefSeq and is a predicted model, not a curated record. Gene Ontology annotation, biological process: cell-cell adhesion. Lineage: Eukaryota; Metazoa; Echinodermata; Asteroidea; Valvatida; Acanthasteridae. Gene Ontology annotation, molecular function: protein binding.
UUUUCUGUGUAAGCGUCGCAAGAGCCUGAGCGCGGGGGAAUUGAUCGCUUUGUCUUGGUGGCUGACUUGAGUGUAAUUGUGGCUAGAAGAUCUGCAGGACACUGUUAGAUAGAGCUGAUGAAUCUACCCAGGAAGGACUAGCAAGCUGCUUAUGAAACAGAAUAGGUCUGCCAAUUGCCACUAAAGAUAUCUAUCCUGCGGAACGCUCGCUUGCAUGCAGUCUACCAACAAACUAGUGAUAGAAAGCUAGAGAGACACACCAUCGUGGGUUGAGCACAGCUGAACACACCAGCGAGAAAGAACACUCUCAAAUGUUGGUGCUGAACUGGUUAGCUGUUUGUGGAUCUAGCACUUGAUGUUGCUGCUGUUGCUGCUGCAGCUAGACAUCACUCAGCCAGCACCCAGGAUGACAUACGUAUGCUGUGUGUGGUUGUUGCUCAUGUCUGUCACAGCUCAUCAGAUUCAGUCAACUCAGGCACAAGUUGUAGCAGCAAGAAGGAGAGAAGAUGUUCCACCGAGCAUCACUGAACAUCCGCAGAAUGUGGUUGUGCCAAAGAAUGAGCCUGCUAGGCUUGACUGCAGAGCUGAGGGCAGACCAGAACCGAGCAUCUCGUGGCUCAAAGAUGGCUAUGCCAUGGACAUGUCAACAGGCAGCGGUCAUAUCACCUUGCUAGAUACUGGGGCCAUGCUGUUUCUUACUGUCAGCAGACUGGAUGUGGGGACAUAUCAGUGUGUAGCAAUCAACCGAGCUGGAACAGCUCGCAGCAAUAAUGCUACCCUGGAGGUUGCAUUUUUACGGGAUGACUUCCGCACAGACCCAUCUGACUCUGUGGGUCUGGCUGGUGAGCCUGUGGUGUUGGAAUGUCAACCCCCCAGAGGUUACCCAGAACCCACCGUCACCUGGAGCAAAGAUGAUGAAGAUGUGAUAGUAGAUGGAGACAGAGUCAAGGUGCUACAAGAUGGAAACCUCAUGAUAUCACAGGCUAGGCGCACAGACACAGGCAGCUAUGUGUGUAUUGCAACCAAUUCGAUUGGCACGAGAGAAAGCCCACCUGCCAUACUCAAUGUGCAUGCACGUCCAUCCUUCACCAGACCCGUGCAAGAUCGCAUUAUUGCUGCACCUGGUGAUAAUGUGAACCUACACUGUGUUGUUGAGGGUGACCCAAUCCCUAGCGUUACGUGGAGAAGACGAGACGCAGACAUGCCAAAAGGAAGAUUUCAAAUUCAUGAGGACAACACUCUCCACAUCAGCCAAGUGGUUCAGGAGGAUGAAGGAAGUUAUAUCUGUAGAGCUGAGAAUAGCUGGGGGACAGAAGCCCUGACCAUCACUCUAGAAGUCAAUACUGAGCCCACCUUCACCAGGGAACCAGUUGACCAGACAGUGUCUGCUGGUCACAUGGUAUCAUUUGAAUGCAAGGUGACAGGCAGUCCACCCCCUACUAUCCUCUGGCAAAAGGAUGGCCUUCAGAAGCUGUUGUACAGUGGGCAGAGUUAUGACUCGGGUCGUUUGACAGUCAGUGAGGAAGGAGAGUUACGUAUCUAUGAAGUCACAACUGAAGAUGAAGGUUUCUAUGUCUGUUCAGCUGUCAGUAUUUCUGGCACAGCAGAAGUCUCAGCUUAUCUGACAGUACUAGUACCCAGCAGCACCCUAGCUCCAGCCACACUAGGUGAGCCACCCCCUGUCAUCCGCUAUGUACCCAGCAACCAGACGUACCUAGCAGGAGCCUUAGGCUUGAUUCCAUGUGAAGCAACAGGAAAUCCACAACCCACUUUACAGUGGAGCAAAAACUCUGUGCCCAUUCAGACCAGUUCAAGAAUAUCUGUCAGAGACUCGGGCACUUUGGAAUUUCGUACACUUCACCUGUCUGAUUCUGGACUCUACACAUGUACUGUUUCCAAUGAAUGGGGCCAGACUAGCUGGUCAGCAUCUCUGCAAGUUAUUGAAGAGGUGGAUCUUGGCUCUGGUGUGUCUCUUCAGACAGCACCAAGCCUAUCGUACUUACCCUCACCACCAGGACCCCUGUUGCCCAGCAACAUCACUAGGAGAACCCUGACUUUGUCAUGGCAACCACCAACUUCAGUUGCCCCUGUCACUCACUACCGGCUGGAAUAUUUCAACCAACAUGGUACAUCGGGCUGGCAACUUCUGGCAGAUCAGAUUACAGAGGAGUGGUUCCUAGUCCAGCAGCUAAGACCAGGAACAACAUACAGGUUCCUAGUCAGAGCAGUGAAUGAUCGAGGUAUUGGACCACCUAGUCCCAUCUCUCAACCAAUCACAACCAGAGAUUCUGGUAGGAAUUCUGUAUCACUUCAGUUGGCAGAGGCUGGGGUGUCUAUCAGAAAUACAUUGGUGCUUAGCAACACUGAGGUCAAGGUCAGCUGGCAGGUUGAGCAGUUUGCUGAUCUGAUUGAGGGUUAUUAUCUCAAGUAUUGGCUGAGUGCUAAUCCCACCGGUGAAGUAGAACAGGAAGUAGUCAUUGGUGCUACCAGCAAGAAAUUAGUGGGUCUAGAGCCAGACACACGCUACAGUGUAUCUGUUCAGCCAUUUGUUGGGAAUGUAAGGGGACCAGACUCCCCAACUGCUUCAUUCACUACCACAUAUGUUACUGUCCGACCUGGUUAUAAUGUUCUGCAGAACAAGCUAGAUUCAUGUGGUAUCAGCAUACAGAAUGUAGAGACUAUUGACUCAACAACUCUUAAAGUCAUAUGGCAGGUCACCAGACACAGCGCUUACAUUGAAAGCUUCUCCAUCACAAUCCGGUCUGUAGACAGAAUUUGGUCACAUACCUUCACUAUAGAGAAUGAAGAUAAUGGACGAGAACAAAUGAAAACUCUGAAAAAUCUGACACCAUGGACAAAGUAUGCCAUCACUGUCACACCGGUCAAUAGUCCAUUUGUGGGAAGGGAGAGCCAAGAAUUCAUUGCCAAGACUGGCCCUGGUGCUCCACGUGAAGCACCAAGAAAUGUCAAUGGCAGCAGCAAUGGCUCCACAGCUAUUCUCAUUACUUGGCAACCUCCCCCAGCCUCUCAGAUUCCUGGUAUCCUGGCAGGUUACAGUGUGUAUGUUCUCGGCAACCACUCUUCCCAACAUAAGCAAGUGGUUGUCAGUAAUGACACCUUGAGUGAGAUGGUGACGGGACUGAAUCCUGGCAAGGUGUACACUGUCUUUAUUGUAGCCUUUACCAGCGAAGGCCCUGGACCCAAUAGUACAGCUGUCAGUGUAUACAUUCCACCAGAUGGCGAUGAUGUUUUGGGUGGUACCAUCAGCAUGGUCUUACUGACGACUGGUUCUGGAGAUGGCGAUGAUGACUUGGGUGGAACCAUCAGCAUGGUGGUAUCACAGCCAUGGUUCAUCAGCACCUUAGUUGGUAUUAUGCUGGUCACCAUCUUUCUGAUUCUUGUCUGGGUAUGGAGACGACAACGCAAACAGAAGCAAUCAGCAGCUAUGACUAAAGCUGCUAUUGGGAAAGACACAGGUGUCUUGCGGAAUGUUGGCGGUGUGGGUGCCGGCAACACAGGGACCUAUCCAAGUACCAACCAGGCUUGGGCUGAGACACAGUCAUGGCUACAUACAGCUUCUAGGGAUGGACAGGAUACUGAGGUUUGCAAGCAGGCUAUGAUGAUUGGUGAUUGUCAAGGGGAGAGUAAGGAAGGAACCAUGCCACAGCAUGUAGACAGCCAACGUAGCAGUAACUUUGAUACUUCAACUCCUACUCUAUCUACCUUCCAAGGCUCCAUCCCUAAACAAGCAGGAAGCCCUGAGUAUGCAGUGGUCGAGAGUGAGUUACACACACCUUGUUGCCAGGGCAGCUAUCCUAGGACUCCACACCUGUUAUGCAUCCAUGACACAGAGCCUUACGCCUCGGCUACCUUGGUCCUACCUCCCAAUGUCAGGGAGUAUGCUGCUAGGAGGCAAAAGUGUAGUGACAGCAGCUCCAACUCCGGCUCAGGUUCCACCACACGGCCACCUGGUGUGCGCAAGACCAGCCGGUCUGGAGCUGACAAUGCUGCCUAUAGUAGCAGCGGGGGAUCAGGACUGCCAGCCUUACCAAUGAGAGAUGGCAGCUUGCCAAGUGCAUCUGAGUGCCAUAGUUUACCAAGUGAUUCUGGAACAAGUUCAGUAGGAGAUCGCGCUAGCAGAAAAAAGCACCACAGAAGUGGUUCCAACCAACCAGCUCGCAACUGGACAGAGUUACUACCCCCUCCCCCAGAACAACCUCCUACAGACAUCGAUUCACCCACAGAAAUAACCUGUCCUGCCCCAACUUGCUCUCAUGCACACCCCAAUCUACAUAUGGAUUCCCACUGCUGUCCCAUGAUGCAUCAGUCCACAGACAAAGCACCCCUACCACCUGUAAGACAACACCAUUCAAUGACUCCAGCUUCGUAUCAGCAUGAUGUGCACCACACCUACCCAGGAGGAGUACCAUGUGAGAGUCACUCUUCACAUAGGCCGCUGCCUACAAACUCUUUGCCUAACAAGUUAGGCAGCAAUAGGAGUGGGACCCCCACAUCUCGAAUGCAGCAGCCCCAUAGUGAAGUGUCUGACAGGCCCUCAGAUCCUGAUCACUCACAACGGGGGGUGCCUUACCUAGCUUCCAAGCGGCUCUUUGAGGAUCCUAGGCAUGAGCAACUUGGCAAGGAGUUGUUGGAGUUUAAUGAUGAUAUGUCACAGAGUGAGAUACUAUCGGAUAAUGAUUAUGCACCCAUGUCCCCCGUGGGAACGCAGUCCAAGCAAAUAGAUAUGGAUGAUCCCGUGUAUCAGCCUCAGUCUCUCUGCCUAUCAGAGAUGGAUCUGCCAAUCAGAGAUGAGCUUGAGACAGACUUGGAGACAGAGAGCAGCUGCACAGGGAAGAAGCACAAUAGAAGGGGCAUGGUUCCAUCUAAUGCCACUACUAAUGGACAUGGGCGGGACAUCAGCAGUAGUGGACGUAGUGAGUCCCAUGAACAGUCCCAUAGACAUGACAAACAAGGUGGAGUGAAGAGACUACCAGAUAGUCAACGCAAACCACCCAUAACAUCUUACAUGCAUCCCACACUGCCCAUCACAGCUAGACAACAGAGAGACAAAGGAAGCAAAGUCAAUCCAGAGAAAUUGGUCAUUAAAGACACCAAUGACUCUGGACUGACCGUCACAGCCAACCCAAUGGCAUUUGCCCAUGAGAGAAAAGAAACUAUGAAGGUAUGA